Molecule: messenger RNA, 1186 nt
Organism: Aspergillus costaricaensis CBS 115574
Lineage: Eukaryota; Fungi; Ascomycota; Eurotiomycetes; Eurotiales; Aspergillaceae
Product: RNA-binding protein
Exons: 3
Coding region: 64-1029 (321 amino acids)
Molecular function (GO): RNA binding
Source: RefSeq, a predicted model, not a curated record
CACCUUUAUUCCAUACAAUUCUUCAUUUUAUUAACCUUUCUUAAUUUCAUAUCCUAAUUCACAAUGGGCGCAAGUGACAAGAAGCGCAAGCUCGCCGAGGAGGCUACCUCCCCCGAAGUGAAGAAGGCUAAGCGCGAAGAUAAGAAGGAGAAGAAGGAAAAGAAGGAGAAGAAGGAGAAGAAGAAGGAGCGCAAGGUGGAGGAGGAGGUUGUUGAGGAGGUUCCUGUUGUUGAGAAGGAGGAGAAGGAGGAGAAGAAGAAGGACAAGAAGGAAAAGAAGGAGAAGAAGGAGAAGAAGGACAAGAAGGAAAAGAAGGAGAAAAAGUCCGAGCCCGAGCCCGAAGCCAUGGACGUCGACGAGACACCUGCCGAGAAAGAGCCCGAGGCUGAGGCUGAGCCCGAGGUGACCAAGGAAGAGAAGAAGGAAAAGAAGGAAAAGAAGGACAAGAAGGACAAGAAGGAAAAGAAGGACAAAAAGGACAAGAAAUCCAAGAAGGAGAAGAAGCAGGAAGAAACGAAUACCGAGGCGCAGCCCACCAACGGCGAGACCGAAGAAGCUGCUGAGCAGGAAGGUCAGAAUAAGAAGAAUGCGCGGUUUAUCUGCUUCGUCGGAAACCUCCCCUACUCCGCCGACAAAGAGUCCCUGACCAAGCACUUCGAGAAGAUCACGCCCGUUUCCGUCCGCGUAGCCACCCAAGUCGACAAGCCGACCAAGUGCCGCGGCUUCGGCUUCAUCGAGUUCGACAACUACGACCGCAUGAAGACCUGUCUGAAGCUGUACCAUCACUCCAUGUUCAACGAUGGAAAGUACCCGCCGCGACGGAUCAAUGUUGAGUUGACUGCCGGCGGCGGCGGCAACUCCAAGGACCGGAAAGAGAAGAUCGAAGCCAAGAACAAGAAGCUUUUCGAGGAGAGACAGCGCAACGCCAAGGAAAUCCAGAAGGAGAAGCAGCGGUUAGAGAAGGUCGAGGAGACGGGUGUGGAUGACUAUGCUCAUAUUCAUCCUAGUCGGAGGCCCCGGAUGGCUUAGACUGCUGCUAUUGUUGUUUGAACACAUUGGAUUGAUUAAAAAGUAUCUUGUGAUUUGGCUUGUUUGCUUAAGAGAUAUCCUCUUCCGUUUACUCUUCCUGUUUCUGAUGUGCAUAUUUUGGAUGAUGAUGGUGAAGAAGUCAGGCACGGAAUAUAAC